CUGCCCUCGGCCGCUUCGCCAUGGCGGGCCCGGGCCGGGGCGCGGCGCUGGAGUCCCCGCGGCUGCUGCUGGGCCGCGUACGCCUGCUGGUGGAGGCGGCGCAGAGUCUCCGCACCGGGAGGCCGCUGCCGGCGGCGCUGGCUUUCGUCCCGCGCGAAGUGCUCUACAAGCUUUACAAGGACCCGGCGGGCCCGUCGCGCGUGCUGCUCCCGGUGUGGGAAGCGGAGGGCCUGGGGCUGCGUGUGGGUGCCACCGGGCCGGCCGCCGGUACCGGCUACGGGCCCCUCCGCGCGGCCCGCGACAGCAUCGAGCUCCGGCGCGGGGCCUGCGUGCGCACCACGGGCGAGGAGCUGUGCAACGGACACGGGCUCUGGGUGAAACUGACCAAGGAGCAGCUGGCCGAACACCUGGGCGACUGCGGGCUGGACGAGGGCUGGCUGCUGGUGUGCCGCCCGGCCGAGGGCGGGGCCCGCCUCGUGCCCAUCGACACCCCGGACCACCUCCAGCGGCAGCAGCAGCUCUUCGGCGUGGACUACCGCAGGGUGCUCAGAUGGGAGCAGGUGGUGGACCUGACAUACUCGCAUCGCCUCGGGUCGAAGCCUCAGCCAGCAGCGGCGUACACGGAAGCUGUCCAAAGGCUACUCUAUGUGCCUCCGACAUGGACCUACGAGUGCGACGAAGACCUGAUCCACUUCUUGUACGACCACGUGGGCAGGGAGGAUGAGAACCUGGGUAGUGUGAAGCAGUAUGUGGAGAGCAUAGAUGUUUCCUCAUAUACGGAGGAGUUCAAUGUGUCCUGCUUGACAGAUAGCAAUGCAGACACCUACUGGGAGAGCGAUGGAUCCCAGUGCCAGCACUGGGUACGGCUUACCAUGAAGAAGGGCACCAUUGUCAAGAAGCUACUACUCACGGUGGAUACCACAGAUGACAACUUUAUGCCUAAGCGAGUGGUGGUCUAUGGGGGUGAAGGGGACAAUCUGAAGAAGCUGAGUGACGUGAGCAUUGACGAGACGCUGAUCGGGGAUGUCUGUGUCCUAGACGACAUGACGGUCCACCUGCCAAUCAUCGAGAUCCGCAUCGUGGAGUGCCGAGAUGAUGGGAUUGAUGUGCGUCUUCGAGGCGUCAAAAUCAAGUCAUCUAGAGCGCGGGAACUGGGAUUGAAUGCAGACUUGUUUCAGCCAACCAGCCUGGUGCGAUACCCACGCCUGGAAGGCACUGACCCCGAAGUACUGUACCGCAGAGCUGUUCUCCUGCAGAGAUUCAUAAAGAUUCUAGACAGCGUCCUGCACCACCUGGUACCUGCUUGGGACCACACACUGGGCACCUUCAAUGAGAUUAAGCAAGUGAAGCAGUUCCUGCUGCUGUCACGCCAGCGACCAGGCCUGGUGAUGCAGUGCUUGCGUGACUCAGAGAGCAGCAAGCCUACCUUUAGGCCACUCCUGUACAUCAACCGGCGCCUUGCCAUGGAACACAGAACUUGCCCCUUAAAGGACCCUGCCUGCAAGAACGCAAUCUUCACCCAGGUUUAUGAAGGUCUCAAGCCCUCUGACAAGUAUGAAAAGCCCCUGGACUACAGGUGGCCCAUGCGCUAUGAUCAGUGGUGGGAGUGUAAAUUCAUCGCAGAAGGAAUCAUUGACCAAGGGGGUGGUUUCCGGGAUAGCCUGUCAGACAUGUCAGAGGAGCUGUGCCCCAGCUCGGCAGACACCCCUGUGCCUCUGCCCUUCUUUGUGCGCACAGCUAACCAGGGCAAUGGCACUGGUGAGGCCCGGGACAUGUAUGUCCCCAACCCAUCCUGCCGAGAUUUUGCUAAGUAUGAGUGGAUUGGACAACUGAUGGGCGCUGCCCUUCGGGGUAAGGAGUUCCUGGUCUUGGCUCUGCCUGGUUUUGUGUGGAAGCAGCUCUCUGGUGAGGAGGUGAGCUGGAGCAAGGACUUCCCAGCUGUGGACUCUGUGCUGGUGAAGCUCCUGGAAGUGAUGGAAGGAAUGGACAAGGAGACAUUUGAGUUCAAAUUUGGGAAGGAGUUGACAUUCACCACUGUACUGAGUGACCACCAGAUGGUGGAGCUGAUCCCUGGGGGCGCAGGCAUCGUGGUGGGAUAUGAGGACCGUUUGCGUUUCAUCCAGCUAGUACAGAAGGCACGGCUAGAAGAGAGCAAGGAGCAGGUGGCAGCCAUGCAGGCGGGUCUGCUGAAGGUGGUACCACAGGCUGUGCUGGAUUUGCUGACCUGGCAAGAACUGGAGAAGAAGGUGUGCGGGGACCCAGAGGUCACUGUGGACGCUCUGCGUAAACUCACCCGGUUUGAAGACUUUGAGCAAACUGAUAUACGGGUGCGGUAUUUCUGGGAGGCGCUAAGCAACUUCACCAACGAGGACCGGAGCCGCUUCCUGCGCUUUGUCACAGGCCGCAGUCGUCUGCCAGCACGGAUCUACAUCUACCCUGACAAGCUGGGCUACGAGACCACAGAUGCGCUGCCUGAGUCUUCCACCUGCUCCAGUACCCUCUUCCUACCACACUAUGCCAGUGCCAAGGUGUGUGAGGAAAAGCUCCGCUAUGCGGCAUACAACUGUGUGGCCAUCGACACCGACAUGAGCCCUUGGGAGGACUGAGGUGGUGCUAGCGGGCAGCCACAGGCCAGAGGACCAUGCCUGCAUGAGUUCACCUGACCUUGCCAGAGCAAAGACACUCUUCCUGGACCAGCAGGGGUCUGCACUUCCAACCUAAGCUUCCCUGAGCAGAGAAAGCCAGUGUGCACUGCCCCCGUGUGUAUUUGGAUUAGGGGCGGCGGGUAGACCCAGGUCCAGCCCUGCGCCCACAGUGCUACUAGUGCUGGAGAUUGCUUUCUGAGUUAUUUAAACCUCUGUGAGAGGGAAUUUUCCACAAAUCCAGCGCUAGCUGGCAGUCCUGAGCUAACUUGAAGGGGGCCUCCUAGCUCCCCAGCCCAUAGACUUGGCUUCAAUUUUUUCCAGCUCCUCCUUUUUUCUGCUUGUUUUUUUCUGGCUUCUGCCUGGACUCAAAACUAAAAACUUUGGAGGGUAGUGGAGGCUCCUCCCCAAAGAAGGAACCAGAGAUGAAUAGGAAGUCACCUACCCCAAGGGCAAUGCAACAGCUGAGAACUCCCUUCUUCACAUAUAGUAUUUUCCUCCUCUCUCUCCAAACGCAAGAUGUGAGCUUUCUUUCUCCAACCCAGUCUCAAAGUGGCACCACCUUCCCUGGCUUAGAACCUACAACUACUCAACAUUAAAUCUUACUACGACCACCAACCCAUACUGACUCCCCAUCUACCAUUCCACUCCAGGAAUUUGCAUUUUAAGGCUAAUUACCUGAAAUCUUAAAUAGCUCCCAUUUAUUCAACUCUAAAAUAAAGUCUAGAAUUUAAACUUUCCUUAAGCACAUCUCUGCCCUAGUCCUCCCUCCCUUAACGGCCUCCAUGACACUCCAUCAGAAAUGGUCUUGCACAUGGGAAAAUUGAAUAAAUGGAAGAAUUCAUUCAUUUAGAGUGUGUUUAUUGGGCUUGCGCUGUCCUGCAAGAAUCUUCCAGCUUCCUUCUGUAACUUCUAGGACUUCAGGUCCCUGCUGGGAGUCAAGUAGAUGUGGGUCAAGUAAGAGUGGCUUCUCAGUUACAAACAUUAAAUGUGGAGCUGAGUGAGAAAUAAGGACCCCAUUAUAUAGAAGAGCAGGGAGAAAUAUUACCUGGUAUCUUCUGGGAGAGGUGUGGUGAUCUGGAGAAUGGGAGUCCACCUUUUGGAGCCAAGUAGGUGCAAUAACUUCACAUUUUAGAGGAAAAAAACCUUGAAAUGACCGAUGAUGGGCCUCCCUGGUGGCACAAGGAGUUAAGUCUCAGCACUAUGAAGCUAUCGGCAGCCACUGCAGGAGUUCGAUCCCCAGCCAGGGAGCUGGCCUACAUGGUGCAGCAGACCUCUCCUGUCUCAUCCUCUGCUCCCCUCAGUAGUGUAUUUCAGUCAAUCUGCCUUGUCUGUUCCCCACUCUGUCUCUGGUGAAUCCUCUCAUCCCUACACCUCUGGCCUGUACCCCAGUUCUUGAAUGCGU
Molecule: messenger RNA, 4047 nt
Organism: Talpa occidentalis (Iberian mole)
Lineage: Eukaryota; Metazoa; Chordata; Mammalia; Eulipotyphla; Talpidae
Gene: HECTD3
Product: HECT domain E3 ubiquitin protein ligase 3
Exons: 21
Coding region: 21-2606 (861 amino acids)
Molecular function (GO): ubiquitin-protein transferase activity
Source: RefSeq, a predicted model, not a curated record